Penicillium cosmopolitanum is the source of this 342-nucleotide messenger RNA. Its product is annotated as kinesin light chain. Gene Ontology annotation, molecular function: protein binding. Lineage: Eukaryota; Fungi; Ascomycota; Eurotiomycetes; Eurotiales; Aspergillaceae. The record is from RefSeq and is a predicted model, not a curated record. The transcript has a single exon. The coding region runs from base 1 to 342 and encodes 113 amino acids.
AUGGCAGUCAAUAACCUUGGGCGUGUCUUUUAUGAUCAGAAUAAGUGGAAUGAGGCGGAGAAAAUGUACGAGCGAGCAUUAGCAGGCUUCGAGAAGGCGCUUGGUUCAAAUCACCCGUCUGCUAUCCCGGCGCUCAACAACCUCGGGCGUCUCUAUAGUGGUCAGGGCAAGUUGAAGGAUGCGGAGAGGAUGUUCCAAAAAGUGCAACAGGUUUUAAGGUUCUCACGGGUCAACAAAGAUGACAGAGUGAAUCUUCCUAGCGGGUGGGAGCGGCGGACCACCUUUAGCGGCCGGGUGUAUUACCGGGACCACAACACACACACGACUACAAUGCCCAUUUAA